Molecule: messenger RNA, 1147 nt
Organism: Chanos chanos (milkfish)
Lineage: Eukaryota; Metazoa; Chordata; Actinopteri; Gonorynchiformes; Chanidae
Gene: akr1a1b
Product: aldo-keto reductase family 1, member A1b (aldehyde reductase)
Exons: 9
Coding region: 87-1061 (324 amino acids)
Biological process (GO): aldehyde catabolic process
Molecular function (GO): alcohol dehydrogenase (NADP+) activity
Source: RefSeq, a predicted model, not a curated record
UAUCUUUAGGAUAUCAGACCAGGCGGCAGAAUCGUGGAUCAUAUGUUUUCACUGUUCAUUUAUAGAAGCGGGUGCACUUGAGAAAGAUGAAUGACUUUGCUGUUCUCAGCACAGGGCGAAAGAUGCCCCUGGUGGGACUGGGUACCUGGAAAAGUGAACCUGGAAAGGUGAAACAGGCGGUGAUCUGGGCCCUGCAGGCUGGUUACCGUCAUAUCGACUGUGCCCCCAUUUACGGCAAUGAGACAGAGGUUGGAGAGGCUCUGAAAGAGAUGUUAGGGCCUGACAAAUCCUUAAGGCGUGAGGAUGUGUUUGUCACUUCAAAACUGUGGAACACACGACACCACCCUGAUGAUGUGGAGCCGUCCCUGCUGAAGACCCUGAAGGACCUGUCUCUGGAGUACCUGGACCUGUAUCUCAUCCACUGGCCCCAUGCCUUCCAGCGAGGGGACUCUCCGUUCCCAAAGAAAGAGGACGGGACGAUCCUGUAUGAUUACACAGACUAUAAGGAGACGUGGGUUGCCAUGGAGAAGCUGGUGGGGAAGGGGCUGGUGAGGGCCAUUGGUCUGUCGAACUUUAACAGCAGACAGAUCGAUGACAUCCUGUCCAUUGCCAGCAUCAAACCCACUGUGCUACAGGUGGAGUGCCAUCCGUACCUGGCGCAGGUGGAGCUGUUGGCUCAUUGCCGUGACCGGGGCUUGGUUAUGACUGCAUACAGCCCACUGGGCUCACCAGACCGGGCCUGGAAACACCCGGACGAGCCGGUUCUUCUGGAGGAACCAGCCAUUACUGCUCUGGCCAAGAAAUACAACAAGUCCCCUGCACAAAUUAUCAUCCGGUGGCAAACUCAACGAGGUGUGGUGACUAUACCAAAGAGUGUUACAGAAUCUCGCAUCAAAGAGAAUAUCCAGGUGUUUGACUUUACUCUAGAGCCGGAGGAGAUCAGUGCUGUGACUGCCCUGAACAGAGGUUGGCGGUACAUUGUCCCCACCAUCACUGUUGAAGGGAAACCGGUGCCAAGGGAUGCGGGACAUCCUCACUACCCAUUUAAUGAUCCUUAUUAACAGAUCCUGCUGCAGUCUAUGUGCCUUUGGACCUUCUCACUACACCCCUCACUGUACUGUACACAAUAAACCUUUUUAUUACACAC